UCACGUACCGGAAGUAGCCAGGGUGACAUUAGGACAGGACGAAAACGAAGGCAUGGGUGUGCAUUUGUUGUGAGAGCCCCAUGCUCCUCUAGUUUGAGUGUAAUUCUUCUUAUAUUUAUGUGGAAGUGUAUAUAUUAAAGAACAAAAUGGCGGCGUGGAGCUGUCGGUUUCUUCUCCAGCGGGGAACUCGUCUCAUUUCUCUGCGAGCAACGGCUGAAAGUCCUGCCCAUUCAUUGGGCUGUAUCAGGACAGUGAAGACCACAACAUGGUUUGAGGAACACCUCACAAAGGACAACCAGGAGUACAUGAGGAAGAGUAUGGCAGAGGAAUACAGAAAACAAACAGCUGAAAAGCUAAACCCCCUCAAAGAUGAACCCUGGGAGCGUCAUCAAUGGACAGAGGGUAGUCAAAGAGUUGGGUUAGUAGCCGUGAAGCUGGGGAUGGCUCCUAUCUGGACGAAAACAGGAGAAAGACAUGUAGUCACCAUGUUGCAGGUGCAGGACUGCCAUGUAAUAAAGCACCUGUCCAAGGAAGAAAAUGACGGACGCUCUGCCGCCCUUGUGGUAGGAGGGAAAAACGUAUCACCAUUCCAUAGGUCUGAAGGGGAAAUGGAGAUGUUCAGGAAUGCAGGCGUGCCUCCGAAACAGAAAGUCACCACCUUUAAAGUGUCAGACAACGCCAUCAUCAAGCCAGGCACUCCUCUGUAUGCAGCACAUUUCCGCCCAGGCCAAUAUGUGGACGUCACAGCCAAAUCCAUUGGCAAAGGUUUUCAAGGCGUAAUGAAGCGAUGGGGGUUCAAAGGUCAGCCAGCCACCCAUGGUCAAACCAAAACUCAUCGCAGACCAGGGUCUCUUGGACCUGGAGGGGAUCCAGCCAAAGUUUGGAAAGGAAAAAAGAUGCCUGGCCAGAUGGGAAACAUCUCCGUCACAGCCUAUGGACUGAAGAUAUGGAGGGUCAAUACCAAGUAUGAUGUGCUGUAUGUUAACGGCUCCGUCCCCGGACACAGGAACUGCGUAUUGAAGGUAAGAGAUACUGUACUGCCAACCAGGAAGUCCACCCUGCUCAACCCUCCUUUCCCUACCUAUUUCAACGAAGAGGAAGGUGACCUGGAUGAAGACCUGUACGACGAAGACUUAUUCAUUCACACAGACCCAUCAUUAACAAUGACCUGACCACACACACACAAAAUCUCUCUCACACACACACACACACACGUGUCACGUUUUCAUUUAUACCCACAAACCAUGUCUGGAUCCUGUAAUAAAGUGUAAUUCCUUCGAA
Messenger RNA from Epinephelus moara (kelp grouper), 1281 nucleotides. RefSeq names its product mitochondrial ribosomal protein L3 (gene mrpl3). Gene Ontology annotation, biological process: translation. Lineage: Eukaryota; Metazoa; Chordata; Actinopteri; Perciformes; Serranidae. The record is from RefSeq and is a predicted model, not a curated record. Bases 147 to 1172 code for a protein of 341 amino acids. Gene Ontology annotation, cellular component: ribosome; mitochondrial large ribosomal subunit. The transcript has 10 exons. Gene Ontology annotation, molecular function: structural constituent of ribosome.